AUGUCAUUCCAACCUCCGCCAAGUGGAAUUUUCACUGGGAAUGGCGGAUACUCUCAGCCAAAUCAACGACAAUCAGAACCUCCGUUGUCUCGUCACGGCAGCACACCUGAUUUAGGCGCUCAGUUUCAAGCAAUGGGACUUGAAUCACCCAGACCGGCAUUCUCCAAAAAAAAAUCAAAACGGGCCGUCAGAGCAUACCAUACUGAGUUUAACAGUCCAAUGGGCUCAGUCAAUGCCAGUCCCGUUCCCGCACAUGCAUUCCCAGCCAUACCUCCUUCAACACCUUCCAGCAACCCAUAUGGAGGAUUCGCUCCCAUGGGUGGUGGUGCUAGUCCCGGCUUGGCCCAACCUUAUACUCCCACAGCACAGCAGUUCUCCCCUGCUAUUCACCAGCAGCAGCAGCAACAACAGUUCACUCCAGGUGUGCAACAAGGCCACCCACCACCACAGACAACUAUUGCUGCAGACCAAUUCCAUUUGCAAGACAUGAAUAAUAUCAGCCAAUCGCAUAAUCUCUCGCUACAACAACAUAGAUACGAGAACCAAAAGGAAUACGACACUCCUGAUGAACAAGGCAACCCCAAAUCAUUUAUGACCUUUUUACAAACCAUACCACCUGACGCAGGAACCCAAUUCCAUGCUGUCGACCAGGGAUCAAGUCUGUCGAAAUUUAUGAGAUCAACCAUGUACUUUGUCCCCGAAUCAGACCUGAUUCGUCAAGCUACAAAAUUGCCGAUUUCAGUUACCAUCAGACCAUUUGCUCCACUACUCCCAACUGAAGACCCUGUUCCUGUGGUUGACUUUUCACAAGAAGAUCAAUUGGCUCCACCAGCUCCCAAGAAGGAAGGUGAACUCGAUCCCCUCAGUAUUGGACCAUUGAGAUGUCGUCGUUGUCGUGCUUAUAUCAACCCAUCCAUGCAAUUCACUGCCAACCAAAGAUUUGCCUGUAAUAUUUGUCAAUUCCCCAACAAUCAUGUUCCUGAAGAGUACUCGGCACUAUUAGAUACUCGUGGCUAUCGUGCAGACAAGUUCAUUCGUCCUGAAUUGCACCGCAGUGUUUAUGAUAUCAUUGUUCCUAAAGAAUACAACUUUGGUGGUGCCGAAAAGAAAUCUCAUCCACUACAUGUUGCAUUCUUGAUUGAUAUCACUGAAAACAGUAUUAGACAAAGUUUGCCCCUUGUAUUAGCUGAUUCUAUCCGAGUAUCUCUAUACGGAUUAGACGAGCCACAAGAUGAGAACGGAUACCUGGGCAUGGGAAUCUCGUUGGAACCCAACACCAAAAUUGCAUUGAUUGCAUAUGACAAGAGACUUCACUUCUUCAAUUUAUCACCACAAUUGGAAUCCGCUCAAGUCACCAUAAGCUCGGAUUUAGAAGACCCCUUUGUUCCAUUUAGUGAAGGGCUCUUUGUCGAUCCCCAAGAGAGUCGAGCCGUUAUUGAAGAUGCAUUAAACUAUAUUGAAAGAUUGUCGUCGUUUGAACGUGUGGCUGAUCCAGAACCUUGUUUUGCUGCCGCGUGCCGCACUGUUGCUAUGUGUUUGGAACCAUAUGGAGGUGGUAAGAUUAUUUCUACAUUGUGUAAUAUCCCAUCAUGGGGCCCAGGAGGAUUAAAGUUUAAAGAUAAUCAAGCCGUGGGUCGUGCUGCUUCCGGAACACUUGAGCUGGAAAAGAAAAUGUACCUUGCUGAUAACGCUUACUAUAGAAGUAUGGGUAAGGAAUUUGUGGAAAAGAAUGUGGGAUUGGACGUGCAUGUUAUUUCGCAUACCCCUGUUGACUUAUCCAAUGUAGGAUGGUUGGCCAACAUAACUGGUGGGAACAUAAGUAGAUGGCCCAAUUUCAGCAUGGAACGAGAUGCAAGAGCCUUAACUGCGCACAUAGUUAAUUCUUACAAGAGCACAAAGGGUUAUCAAGGACAAUUAAAGGUGCGUUGUUCUAACGGUCUUCAAGUAUCUCAAUAUUAUGGUACCAGUUCCUCAAUUGCUGAAACCAAUGCUGUGCUUGGUAAUGUUCAAGAUCCACUCAUUCCUAUUCUUACUAAGGACCAAACCUUUACUGUUUUGUUUGAGUACGAUGGUAAAUUAAGCACUAAGCUUGAUUGUCAUUUUCAGGCUGCUUUGUUAUAUACUGAUGCUACUGGGGUUCGUAAAGUAAGAGUUAUGAACUUGGUAUUGGCAGUCACUGAAAGACUAGAGGAUGCAUUCCACUUUUGUGAUGAAAAUGCCGUGGUUACUACUCUUGUCAGGGACACAUUAUCAUUUAUUGGGAAACAACCCAUGAAUGAAUUAAGAGAAUCGCUUAAUACCAAAUUAGUCCAGGUAUUCACCCAGUACCGAGCCAUGAAUGAAUUCGACCACAAUUCAGCCCGAACAAUGUCCAACUCGUUGCUUUUCCCUGAUUCGCUUAGACAUCUUCCCAUGUACAUUCUUUCCUUGCUCAAGACAAGUGCUUUGAGAGCCUCUACUGGUGUUAGUGCUGAUGCAAGAUUAGCUGACAUCUACCAAAUGUUGAAUAUGCCUGUAGAGAAAUUAAUGUACCAUUUGUACCCAGCAUUGGUUGAACUUCAUUCAUUAGAACCACAUGAAGGGAUUAUUGACCAACAAACCGGAUUCAUUUCGUUACCCGUGUAUAAGGACUUGAGUAGCAAGAAUUUGGAUCGUGGUGUGUAUUUGCUUUGUGAUGGAGUCAAGGUAUAUGUCUGGGUUGAUCCGGAAGCAAACAUCAUGCUUCUUAAAGAUUUGUUUGGCCAGAAUAUCGAAUCAGUUAAAGAGAUUGAUCCACUCAUGGAUGAACUUCCACACUUGAACACUGAGAUUUCCAACCAAGCCCGUACUUUGGUCAACUAUUUCCAAACACAUAUCGUUGGCUUGAAUAGCUUGGGAAGUGCCGGAAUUCAAAUUGUCCGUAGAACAAUCGAUGGGGCUGAGUUUGCAUUUAGAGAGUUAUUGAUGGAAGACGCACUCGGUGGUGCUAUUAAAGCUACUAGUGGGCCUAGUUUUGCUGAGUACUUGACUAAUUUACAUAAGGCAAUCAAAGUGCAAUUGGAGACAGAUAAGGCCGCACAGACGGUAAGACAGUCGAUAUCGAAUGUCGAGCAUAAGGAGGAUACCCUUGCGCAAAGGCUUCUUCAUUUUUGA
This is a messenger RNA of Spathaspora passalidarum NRRL Y-27907, 3132 nucleotides long. RefSeq lists its product as uncharacterized. The record is from RefSeq and is a predicted model, not a curated record. The transcript has a single exon. Gene Ontology annotation, biological process: endoplasmic reticulum to Golgi vesicle-mediated transport; COPII-coated vesicle cargo loading; intracellular protein transport. Bases 1 to 3132 code for a protein of 1043 amino acids. Gene Ontology annotation, cellular component: COPII vesicle coat; endoplasmic reticulum exit site. Gene Ontology annotation, molecular function: SNARE binding; zinc ion binding. NCBI's taxonomy places the organism in Eukaryota, Fungi, Ascomycota, Pichiomycetes, Serinales, Debaryomycetaceae.